Molecule: messenger RNA, 6825 nt
Organism: Dujonia railenensis
Lineage: Eukaryota; Fungi; Ascomycota; Pichiomycetes; Serinales; Debaryomycetaceae
Source: the annotation of a GenBank genome assembly
AUGACAUUGUUGUCUCGAGCGUUCUUCCUUAAUAAAACCUUCCCAAGAUACAUCAAGACUUUCGUUACUAACAAACUUCCUAGAUCAUUAAUCCAACGCACAAGAGUGCUUGUAAAUCGAAAAUUAAACAUACUAAAUAAUACCCUUCAAUUUAACUAUUUGAAUAGUAAACGAAUAACGAAAAUGACCACAGACUACACGGACUUACAUAGUACGUUACCGCCCCAUUUCUUGGGUCUCAAUAGUGUUGAAAAGGCGGAACCAGGACCAGUUACAGACUUUGUUAAGGCUAACCAAGGUCACACCGUUAUCACCAGAGUGUUAAUUGCCAAUAAUGGUAUUGCUGCAGUGAAAGAAAUCAGAUCUGUCAGAAGAUGGGCUUACGAAACUUUUGGUGAUAACAGAGCCAUCCAAUUCACCGUUAUGGCUACUCCAGAAGAUCUCGCUGCUAACGCUGAAUACAUCCGUAUGGCAGAUCAAUUCGUUGAAGUUCCAGGUGGAACCAACAACAAUAACUAUGCUAAUGUCGACUUAAUUGUUGAAAUAGCUGAAAGAACCAACGUUCAUGCUGUCUGGGCAGGUUGGGGUCAUGCAUCUGAAAACCCACAUUUGCCAGAAAAGUUGGCUGCUUCCCCUAAGAAAAUCGUGUUCAUAGGACCACCAGGUUCUGCUAUGAGAUCUUUGGGUGACAAAAUCUCUUCAACAAUCGUUGCUCAACAUGCACAAGUUCCAUGUAUUCCAUGGUCUGGUACAGGAGUAGAUACAGUUCAAGUUGACGAAAAGACUAAAUUGGUUUCCGUUUCUGACGACAUAUAUCAAGAAGGUUGUUGUGAUUCUCCAGAGCAAGGUUUAGAAAUGGCUAAGAAAAUUGGUUUCCCUGUCAUGGUUAAAGCUUCCGAAGGUGGUGGUGGUAAAGGUAUCAGAAAGGUUGAACACGAAAAGGAUUUUAUUGCAUUAUAUAAACAGGCUUCCAAUGAAAUACCAGGUUCUCCAAUCUUUAUUAUGAAGUUGGCCGGUGAUGCUAGACAUUUGGAAGUUCAAUUGUUAGCAGAUCAAUACGGUACUAAUAUUUCCCUUUUUGGUAGAGAUUGUUCUGUCCAAAGAAGACAUCAAAAAAUUAUUGAAGAAGCUCCAGCUACAAUUGCCAAGAGAGAAACAUUUAGAAAGAUGGAAAAUGCGGCCGUCAGAUUAGGUAAAUUAGUUGGUUAUGUUUCUGCUGGUACCGUCGAAUACUUGUAUUCUCACUCUGAUGAUAAGUUUUACUUCUUGGAAUUAAAUCCAAGAUUACAAGUUGAACAUCCAACCACUGAAAUGGUUACUGGUGUUGAUUUACCUGCAUCUACCUUACAAAUUGCUAUGGGUAUCCCAAUGCAUAGAAUCAGGGACAUCAGAACCUUUUAUGGAGUUGAUCCUCACACUUCCACUGAAAUUGACUUUGAGUUCAAAAGCGAAGAUUCUUUAGUCAGCCAACGUCGUCCUGUUCCAAAAGGACAUUGUACGGCUUGUAGAAUUACCUCAGAAGAUCCAAAUGAAGGGUUCAAGCCAUCAGGUGGUAAUUUACAUGAAUUAAAUUUCAGAUCUUCUUCCAAUGUUUGGGGUUAUUUCUCCGUUGGUAACCAGUCAUCAAUUCAUUCCUUCUCCGAUUCCCAAUUUGGUCACAUUUUUGCUUUUGGUGAAAAUCGUCAAGAAUCUAGGAAGCAUAUGGUUGUUGCCUUGAAGGAAUUGAAUAUCAGAGGUGAUUUCAGAACUACUGUUGAGUAUUUAAUCAAAUUAUUGGAAACUCCAGCCUUUGAGAACAAUACCAUAACGACUGGUUGGUUAGAUGAAUUGAUUUCCAAGAAGUUAACAUCUGAGAGACCAGAUCCAAUAGUUGCUGUUGUAUGUGGUGCUGUCACUAAGGCCCACAUACAGUCCGAAGAAGAUAGAGCUGAAUACAUUCAAUCUUUGGAAAAGGGGCAAGUUCCUAGCAAGAACUUGUUAAGAACUAUUUUCCCAGUAGAUUUCAUCUAUGAGGGCCACAGAUAUAAAUUCACUGCUACCAAGUCUUCAGAAAGCUCUUAUACUUUGUUCUUGAAUGGUUCAAGAGCAAUUGUUGGCGUGCGCUCGUUAUCUGAUGGUGGAUUAUUAAUCGCCAUUGCUGGUAAGUCUCAUUCAGUUUACUGGAAGGAAGAAGCUGCCGCCACUAGAUUGUCCGUUGACAGUAAAACUUGUUUAUUAGAAGUUGAAAAUGAUCCUACUCAAUUAAGAACACCUUCUCCCGGUAAGUUAGUCAAGUACCUUGUCGAUAGUGGUGACCACGUUGUUGCUGGUCAGCCAUAUGCUGAAGUAGAAGUUAUGAAGAUGUGUAUGCCAUUAGUCGUCCAAGACAAUGGUACCAUUCAACUUCUUAAACAACCUGGGUCCACUGUUAAUGCCGGUGACAUUUUGUGUAUCUUGGAUUUGGAUGAUCCUUCAAAGGUUAAACAUGCCUUACCAUUCGAAGGCACAUUACCAGAUUUGGGAGAUGCAAUGAUUCAAGGUACCAAACCAGUUCAUAAAUUCAGACAUUACGCAUCAAUUUUGCAAAACAUUUUAGGUGGUUUCGACAAUCAAGUUAUUAUGAAUACCACUUUAAAGGGAUUGACUGAAGUAUUGAAGGAUAGACAAUUGCCAUAUUCUGAGUGGAAUCAGCAAGUUUCUGCAAUCCAUUCUAGGUUACCUCCUAAGUUAAAUGAUCAAUUACUGGCUUUAAUUGAAAGAACUGAAUCUAGAGAUGCUGAUUUCCCUGCCAGACAAAUCUUGAAACUAAUCCAGAAGGCCGUCAAUGACCCAGAAAUUGAUUCCAGCAUCACUGAUACUGUUGCUCCAUUGAUAGAAAUUGCAAAUCGUUACACCAAUGGAUUGGCAGAACAUGAAAAUUCUUUCUUUGCUGGAAUAAUCGAACAAUACUAUGCUAUCGAGUCUAACUUUUCUGGUAGUAAUGUUCGUGAAGAGGAUGUUAUCUUGAAGCUCCGUGAUGAGAACAAGUCUGAUUUAACUAAAGUUAUCAACUUUGCUUUAUCUCAUUCCAGAGUUAGUGCUAAAAAUAACUUAAUUUUAGCUGUUUUGGAUAUUUACCAACCAAUAAUGGCUUCUUCUUCGAACUCUGCAAGCAUUAUUAAGGAUGCAUUAUCGAGAGUUGUUGAAUUAGAAAGUAGAGGAACUGCUAAGGUUACUUUGAAAGCAAGAGAAAUUUUAAUUCAGUCUUCUUUACCAUCCAUUCAAGAGAGAUCCGAUCAAUUAGAACAUAUUUUGAGGUCAUCUGUAUUGCAAACUUCUUAUGGUGAGAUCUAUGCUAAGCAUCGUGCUCCUAAUUUAGAGGUUAUAAAUGAAGUUGUAGACUCGAAGCACAUAGUUUUCGAUGUCUUACCUCAAUUCUUAGCAAAUAAAGAUGAGUGGGUUGCAGCCGCAGCUGCAGAAGUCUAUAUUCGUCGUUCAUACAGAGCCUACUCAUUGGGCCCAAUCUCUUACAACUUCCAUGAUCAAUUGCCAAUCUUAGAGUGGAAAUUUCAACUUCCAAAUCUUGAUGCCACAACUAGUAUUGCUAAAGACUCUUCAUCUAACAUGAACCGUGCUGCAUCUGUAUCUGAUUUGUCAUUCGUUGUUGACGAGAAAAAGCAAACCAUUUCUAGAUCCGGUGUAUUAGUUCCAGCUAGACAUCUUGACGAUAUUGAUGAUAUGAUUGCUGCUGCUUUGGAAAGAUUUGAACCUCAAGGUGCUAUUUCCUUUGACGCUGGAUCCAAGAGACCUGAACCGUACAAUGUUAUCAACAUUGUCGUUAACUCUGUUGAUGGGUACGUCUCAGAAGAUGAAAUUUUGACCAAGGUUAGCGAAACUAUUGAAGAAUUCAGGGAAGAAUUAUCAGCUGCUGGUAUUCGUCGUAUUACUUUUGUCUUUGCUCACAAGAUUGGUCAAUAUCCUAAGUACUACACCUUUACUGUUCCUGACUAUGUCGAGAAUAAAGUCAUUCGUCAUAUCGAGCCAGCAUUGGCUUUCCAAUUGGAGUUAGGAAAGUUGGACAAUUUCGAUAUCCAACCAAUUUUCACUGACAACAGAAAUAUUCAUGUCUACGAAGCUGUUGGAAAGAACGCUCCUUCAGAUAAGAGAUUCUUUACCAGAGGUAUUGUUAGAACUGGUAUUAUGAGAGAAGAUAUUAGUAUUAGUGAAUACUUGAUUGCCGAAUCCAACAGAUUAAUGUCAGACAUUUUGGAUGCUUUGGAAGUUAUUGACACUUCAAACUCUGAUUUAAACCACAUUUUUAUUAAUUUCUCAUCUGUGUUCAAUGUUUUACCCGAAGAAGUUGAAGCCGCCUUCGGAUCAUUUUUGGAAAGAUUUGGUAGAAGAUUAUGGAGAUUAAGAGUAACUGGUGCUGAAAUUAGAAUUGCUUGUACUGAUCCAAACACUGGAGUUUCUUUCCCAUUAAGAGCUAUUAUUAAUAACGUAUCAGGUUAUGUUGUUAAAUCAGAAUUGUAUAUGGAAGUAAAGAAUCCAAAGGGUGAAUGGAUUUUCAAAUCAAUUGGACAACCUGGCUCUAUGCACUUGAGACCUAUUGCUACUCCAUAUCCAGCAAAGGAGUCAUUGCAACCGAAACGUUAUAAGGCUCACAAUAUGGGAACCACCUACGUGUAUGAUUUCCCUGAAUUAUUCCGUCAAAGUACAAUCUCACAAUGGAAGAAGUUUUCAGCUACGGCUAAAGUUCCUGAAGAUUUCUUCACCUCUUUGGAAUUAAUCCAAGAUGAAAACGGUGGUUUGACUGCUGUCGAAAGAGAAGCAGGAAGUAAUAAAAUAGGUAUGGUUGGUUUCCAAGUUACUGCAAAGACUCCUGAAUACCCACGUGGAAGGCAAUUCAUCAUUAUUGCUAACGAUAUUACCCAUAAGAUUGGUUCCUUUGGUCCUGAAGAAGAUGCAUACUUCAACAAAUGUACUGAAUUAGCUAGAGAAUUAGGAAUUCCAAGAAUUUAUCUCUCUGCUAACUCUGGUGCUAGAAUUGGUAUUGCUGAUGAAUUAGUUCCAUACUUUAAAGUUGCAUGGAAUGUUGAAGACUCUCCUGAUAAGGGUUUCAGAUACUUAUACUUAACUCCUGAAGAUAAGAAGGCUAUUGACGAUGACGGAAGAGCAAAUACAAUUGUUACCGAAAGAGUCGUUGAAAAUGGAGAAGAGAGACAUGUUAUUAAAUCUAUUGUCGGUGCUGAAGAUGGAUUGGGUGUUGAAUGUCUUAAAGGUUCUGGUUUGAUUGCUGGUGCAACGUCCAGAGCAUACAAAGAUAUUUUUACCAUCACUUUAGUCACUUGUAGAUCUGUGGGUAUUGGUGCUUACUUGGUUAGAUUAGGUCAAAGAGCUAUUCAAAUCGAAGGACAACCAAUCAUCUUAACCGGUGCCCCCGCCAUUAACAAAUUGUUAGGUAGAGAAGUCUACUCAUCUAAUUUGCAAUUAGGUGGUACUCAAAUCAUGUACAGAAAUGGUGUUUCUCACCUUACAGCAACUGAUGAUUUGGCUGGUACAGAAAAGAUCAUGGAGUGGAUGUCUUUCAUUCCUGCCAAGCGUGGAAUGCCAGUUCCAAUCUUGGAGUCUGAAGAAGACAAAUGGGAUAGAGAUAUUGAAUAUUUCCCAACCAAGGAUGAACCAUAUGAUGUUCGUUGGAUGAUCGCAGGUCGUGAAUUAGGUGACGGCCAAUUUGAGUCUGGUUUAUUCGAUAAGGAUUCAUUUACCGAAACUUUAUCUGGAUGGGCUAAAGGUGUUGUAGUUGGAAGAGCUCGUCUUGGUGGUAUUCCAAUGGGUGUAAUUGGUGUCGAAACAAGAGCAGUUGACAAUUUGUUCCCUGCCGAUCCAGCAAACCCUGAUUCAACCGAAAUAAUGAUUCAAGAAGCUGGUCAAGUUUGGUACCCUAACUCCGCAUUCAAGACUGCUCAAGCAAUUAAUGAUUUCAACAAUGGUGAGCAAUUACCUUUGAUGAUCUUAGCUAACUGGAGAGGUUUCUCUGGUGGUCAGCGUGAUAUGUACAAUGAAGUUCUCAAGUAUGGUUCCUUCAUUGUUGAUGCUUUGGUGGAUUUCAAGCAACCAAUUUUCACAUACAUUCCUCCACAUGGUGAAUUGAGAGGUGGUUCAUGGGUUGUUGUUGACCCUACUAUCAAUUCAGAUAUGAUGGAAAUGUAUGCUGAUGUUGACUCUAGAGCUGGUGUUUUAGAGCCAGAAGGUAUGGUUGGUAUCAAGUACAGACGUGAUAAGUUAUUGGGUACAAUGGAGAGAUUAGAUCCUAAGUACGCUGAAUUGAAGAAGAAAUUAAGCGAGAAGAAUUUGAGCCCAGAGUUAUACUCUGACGUUUCUAAGCAAUUAGCUACACGUGAAAAACACUUAUUACCAAUUUAUGCUCAAAUUUCAGUUCAGUUUGCUGAUUUACAUGACAGAUCUGGACGUAUGUUGGCCAAGGGUGUUAUCAGAAAAGAAUUAAAGUGGGUUGAAGCUCGUCGUUUCUUCUUCUGGAGAUUACGUCGUCGUUUGAACGAAGAAUACUUAUUGAAGCUCAUUGGGGAUCAACUCCAAAAUGCUUCUAAGUUAGAAAAAAUUGCAAGAGUCAAGAGUUGGAUGCCAACAGUUGACUAUGAGGAUGAUAAAGCAGUAAGUAACUGGAUUGAAGAAAAUCACUCUAAGUUGCAAAAUAAUAUCGACGAUAUUAAACAUGAAGCUAUUCAUCAAAAGAUUAGCCUGAUCUUAAAGGAGGAUCCUGCCGACGCUUUUGAUGCUAUCAAGUCUUUUAUGUCUACUCUUUCUGAGUCAGAAAGAGCCAAACUUGUUAAAAUUCUCAAAUAA